CCGGCGAAAUUCUUCGACACCCUUGCGGUAACGUUCCAAACGCAACAACUAGUUCAAAACUAUUUGGUUAUUAAUAAUAAAUUUAUAAUAAAUAAAAACAACGCGCCAACGCAGUGUAUCGCUUCAGCUUUAAUUGUCGCUUAGUUUCAUUAUUAAUCUAAGUGUUGCAACGACCAGGGAAAUACGGUAGGAAAAUGGCGGAGCGUGGCUCGCGAUUUUCGAUUCGAAUUUAGUAUUGUGUGAUACGAACGAUAUAGAAUUGUCGUUAAUAAAAAUUAUAAUAAUAUUAUAAUCGACAAUGUCACAGUGGACAUUUGUAUUCGUGUAGAUUUUCGUGACUGUACUGCAAGGACAUUCUAAAAUCGAUAUUCGUUCGGCUAUGCCGUCACGACCCUAGCUCUUGCCGGUCGGCCGGUAAUAAUAUAAACUGCAAACGCUAAAAGGUUGCUGUACAUGUCAGAGAAAGAAGAAGAGUAGUCUCGCGUCCGUCGAAGAUAUGACAACAGAGACGGCGACGCCUAACCAGGCGGACGCCAGCACCGCGUUCCUGCGGGCUGCGCGCGCCGGCCAGAUCGAGAAGAUCAUCAGCCUCCUCGAGCAGGGGGUCGACAUUAACGUUAGCAAUGCUAACGGUCUAAAUGCCAUCCAUCUCGCGUCCAAAGACGGCCACGUGGAUGUGGUCAGGGAGUUGCUCGACCGCGGCGCUGCCAUCGACGCCGCUACCAAGAAGGGUAACACUGCACUGCAUAUUGCCUCGCUGGCUGGACAGGAAGCCGUUGUCAAGCUAUUGGUGCAGAAUGGGGCUCAGGUCAACAUUCAAUCCCAAAAUGGGUUCACUCCCCUCUACAUGGCCGCACAGGAGAACCAUGAUGGUGUGGUCAAGUUCCUUCUCGCUAAUGGCGCUAAUCAAAGCCUAGCUACAGAGGAUGGCUUCACACCGCUGGCAGUGGCGAUGCAGCAAGGCCACGAGAAGGUGGUGGCUGUACUGCUAGAGGCAGACACUCGAGGCAGGGUCCGUCUACCUGCCUUACACAUCGCCGCCAAAAAGGACGAUGUUAAAGCUGCUAAUUUGUUACUUGAGAACGAGCACAACCCCGACGUGACUUCCAAGUCUGGUUUUACGCCGUUGCAUAUAGCGGCACACUAUGGCAACGAAUCUGUGGCAAGGUUGCUACUUGCCAAAGGAGCAGAUGUCAACUGCGCGGCCAAACACAAUAUAUGUCCUCUACACGUUGCCGCCAAAUGGGGUAAAGAUAACAUGGUAGCGCUUCUCUGCGAUAACGGCGCUAACGUAGAAGCCAGGACUAGGGAUGGUCUUACUCCUCUGCACUGUGCGGCGAGGUCUGGCCACGAGAGGGUCGUGGAGGCGCUGCUGGAUAGAGGCGCGCCUAUUACUAGCAAAAGCAAGAAUGGCUUGGCUCCUCUGCACAUGGCGGCGCAAGGUGACCACGCUGAAGCAGCCCGGGUGCUGCUGUCCCGACGGGCGCCAGUCGACGACGUCACCGUUGACUACCUCACCGCGCUACACGUGGCCGCUCACUGCGGACACGCCAAAGUGGCCAAACUGUUACUGGACAGGAAUGCUGAUGCGAACGCGCGAGCUCUAAACGGAUUCACCCCAUUGCAUAUCGCCUGCAAGAAGAACAGAAUCAAAGUUGUUGAGUUGCUGCUCAAAUACGGAGCCAGCAUACAAGCAACGACUGAGUCAGGGUUGACACCACUUCACGUGGCCGCGUUCAUGGGUUGCAUGAACAUUGUCAUUUAUCUUCUCCAACACGAAGCCAACCCUGACGUGCCUACGGUCAGGGGGGAGACGCCAUUGCAUUUAGCUGCAAGAGCCAAUCAGACUGAUAUCAUUAGAAUCCUGCUUCGCAAUGGUGCAGCAGUUGAAGCCAAAGCUAGGGAAAGACAGACACCUCUACACAUCGCGUCACGUUUGGGCAACGUGGACAUUGCAGUGCUGUUGCUGCAACACGGAGCCGACGUGAGAGCGAUGACCGCCGAUCAUUACAACCCGUUGCACAUUGCUGCUAAACAGCACAACCAUGAUGUCGCGGCGGCGUUAAUCGAGCACAAUGCUCCACUUACGGCGACUACCAAGAAAGGGUUUACAGCCUUGCAUCUCGCUGCAAAAUAUGGAAAUUUGAAGGUAGCGAACUUGCUAUUGGCUCAUGGAGCUUCACCAGACCAGGCCGGCAAGAAUGGCAUGACUCCUCUACAUAUCGCAGCGCAGUACGAUCAACAGGCUGUGGCCACUACGCUGCUCGAGAAAGGAGCUGAUGCUAAGGCGAUAGCCAAAAAUGGCCACACACCGCUACAUAUAGCCGCUAGGAAGAACCAAAUGGAAACUGCGGCCACUCUUCUCGAGUACGGAGCAUUGACCAAUGCUGAAUCUAAAGCUGGCUUCACACCACUGCACCUUGCUGCUCAACAGGGUCACACGGAAAUGUGCUCGUUGCUAUUGGAGCACGGAGCCGAGGUAGAUCAGCAGGCUAAGAAUGGCCUUGCAGCCCUCCACCUUGCUGCUCAGGAGGACAGAGUGCCGGUCGCUCAGCUGCUAGUGAAGAAUGGAGCUGAGGUUGAUAUUUGCACAAAAGGUGGCUACACACCGCUGCAUAUUGCCAGUCACUACGGACAAGCGAAUAUGGUUCGCUUUCUACUUGAUAAUGGCGCGUCUGUGAAAGCUCAGACCACACAUGGGUACACUGCGUUACACCACGCCGCUCAGCAGGGCCACAUUAACAUCGUUAAUAUUUUGUUAGAACAUAAAGCUGACGCGAACGCCACAACUACGAACGGCCAAACUCCCCUGGACAUAGCUUCAAAGUUAGGUUAUGUGACCGUGAUGGAAACACUGAAGGAAGUGUCGGAGCCAUCGAUAGCACCCGCUUCCCAGGAAAAGUAUAAAGUCGUCGCACCUGAGACUAUGCUUGAAACUUUCAUGUCCGAUUCUGAAGAGGAAGGAGGUGAAGAUACAAUCUUAAACGACCAGCCGUACAGAUAUCUGACGGCUGAUGACAUGAAGUCACUUGGUGAUGACUCUCUACCAAUCGACGUCACUAAAGACGAGAGAACAGAAUCGGCUAUGAGUCAUAAAAACAUCAUGGAUAUAUCUCAAGGCUCCGUGAACGGCAUUCCGUACCAGCCCCAACAAGAGGUGGUGGUGAAAAGCAUCAGCCGGUACAGCACCGCGCAAGCGCCUGAGGGAUACUGCUAUAAUGUGGACCCCACACAGCCCAAGAAAAAGCUCCAGUGGAAGAAUUUCCUGGUAUCGUUCCUGGUGGACGCGCGUGGUGGUGCACUGCGUGGUUGCCGCGGUGGUGGCGUCCGCGUGAUAGUACCACCGCUAUCUGCUCAACAACCCACGAGGAUCACUUGCAGAUACUUAAAGCCAUCUCGUAUUAAUCAUAUGCCACCCCUAAUGGAAGGAGAGGCUCUAGCGGCCAGGGUAUUGGAGAUGGGACCGGUUGCAGCUAAAUUUUUGGGGCCGGUUAUAUUGGAGGUACCACAUUAUGCAUCUCUACGUGGAAAGGAACGGGAGAUCGUCAUACUGCGUUCCGACAACGGGACGAGUUGGAGAGAACAUAAUGCAGACGCCACGGAUGACGUGGUUCAAGAUAUCCUGCACGAGACCUUGGAGAUUGAAGAAACAAAUGAAGAGGAAAAAGGCUGGGACACACCGCGCAUUACAAGGAUUUUAACACACGAUUUCCCACAGUACUUCGCUGUUAUAUCACGCAUACGGCAAGAAGUACACGCCAUUGGACCAGAAGGUGGUAUGGUGUCAAGUUCAGUGGUGCCUCAAGUGCAAGCUGUGUUCCCCCAGGGCGCUCUCACCAAGAAAAUCAAAGUCGGCCUCCAGGCACAAAUAAUAGAUUCAGAACUUACCGCCAAACUUCUUGGGCGCGGUGUAGCUGUGUCUCCAGUAGUUACUGUAGAACCCCGAAGAAGGAAAUUCCACAAAGCUAUAACGUUGAGCAUGCCAGCUCCAAGGCCACAUACUCAGGGGAUGACCAAUCAGUAUAGUACAUCAUCUGCUCCCACAUUAAGACUACUUUGCUCCAUAUCAGGGGUAUUUCGCAAACGAUCUCUCGAAGGAGGCACGAAUCGAGCUCAUUGGGAAGACGUUACGGAGAACACACCACUCACUUUUGUAAAUGAUUGCGUAUCAUUUACCACAACCGUCUCAGCUCGGUACUGGUUGAUUGACUGUCGCCAUAUAGAGGAUGCUACGAAAAUGGCUACAGAAUUAUAUAGGGAAGCAAUCCACGUGCCGUUCAUGGCUCGUUUUGUGGUAUACGCAAAACGUACGGACGAAUGCCAAGCGCAACUUCGCAUGUUCUGUGUAACAGAUGACAAGGAGGAUAAGGCAUUAGAACGGAUCGAACGCUUCAUACAAGUCGCUAAGAGUCGAGAUGUUGAGGUUCAUGAAGGUAAACCGAUUUAUUUGGAAUUUGGCGGAAAUCUAGUGCCGAUAGCGAAGUCUGGAGAGCAACUGUCGAUUCCAUUCCGGGCAUUCCGGGAGAACAGAGUUGCUUUCCCGGUAAUGAUAAAGACCCAAGACUUGGAACCUAUCUGUAGAUGUCAAUUUAUGCGAGAUCCUAAGGUUCCCAAAGGUGAACCGUCGCCAGCACCUAUUGCGGUACUCAACAUAAUGGUGCCUGAUGAUACUGUAAUGGAGAGGACUAGCCCAAUACCAACGGAUACGGUGCCACGCCGUACCGUGGAACAAGAAUUAAUAUGGCGACAGCGACUCAGCGAUCCAAGGUUGGAAGAUAUAUGUAAUCUCCUGGGCAAGGAUUGGGUGGCUCUGGCUUAUGAACUUGGUGUCAGUGUUGCUACAGUGAAUCAGAUUCAAGCGAAACGGAUUACAGCACCUGAGCAGGCGCAACUUAUGCUCAAGCUUUGGAAGACUCAGUCGGGAACUAAAGCGCAAGAUAAUUCACUUGAACUGGCUCUUUGCCGCAUCGGCAGAGAUGAUAUCAUUGCUCCACAAUCGGAAGUCACAAACGAACGACGUAUUCAGCGUAACAUAUAUCAGGAAAGACAAGCUUCUGAAGAAAUUGAGGCUUACAAAGCGGAAGAAGACAAUAAACUUAAAGAUAAAAUAUACGAUGAGAAUCAAAUAGCCGAACAUAGAGAAUUAGAACACGAUCAAGACGAGGCUAAAUAUUCACCAGAAGAAAAAUCUAUAAUAGAUAAGAGUGAGAUAGAAAGAACUCCUACGCCUAGUGAAGAAAGUGAAGAGGAUGAAGAUGUAAAGCGCAGUGUAGCCGAGAGAAAGGAACAAAUAACCAGGAAAUUAAGUUCCAGUAAAAUACCAGCAUCUAAACAAAAAAAAGAAAUACGUGAAGAGAUUAUUGAGAUUAAAACACAAAUAAAACCAGACAUUAAAAAGUUCCAUGAUAUUGAACAACAGGUAAAGGAAAAAGAACCAAAGUUAGAAAAGACUAGGUCAAAAACUUCACCAGAUAUUGUUGAAGAAGAAAAUGAAAUUGAAAUUCACAGAGAAGAUAUUAUUACAGUUAAGAAAGAAGAACCAAAACCAGCAGAGAGGCCUAUAGAACAAUUUAGAAAGUUCGAUCCGUCAUCUCCAGCUAAACCCACACCAAAACAUUUACAAAGACAUAUGAGAAAUGAAUCAAUGAGGUUCCCCUCCGGUGAUUUUUCGAAUGUAACUAUUACACCUCGAAAAUCAGUGACUGCUGAUACUACGGAAGUAAAACAGAUCACAGAAAGUAAAAUUGAUAACUUUACAAAAGAAGUAAUAUCUCAAAAAGAAAUUGUAAGUUCUAGAAUGGAAGAAAAAUUAGAUGAUGGUGAUAAAUCACCAGAAUUAAUAACAGAUGAUAAAGAUAUUGCGGAGGCCACAUUAAAGGAUAAAAUAAAUUCAUUUGAAUCUAAAAUUAUAAAAGAACCUUCAAUAGAAAUACCCAAGACAACGGUAAAGUUAACUAAAGAAGCUUUGAAAAAGCAUACGAUGGAACAAGACCAAGGUAUUGAAUAUACACAGGAAUUUGUUAGAGAACAGUCGAAACAAAUAUCUACUAUGGAAACGCAUGAACACAUAACUCACAAAGUUUUAAUAGAAUCUGAAAAGCAUGUUGAAGCUGUCAAAUCUGUUAAAGAAACAAUACAAUGCUUUGAUGCAAAAGGAAAACUAGAUGAUAAAUCUAAAUCAAUUCCAAAAACAAUGAGAACUGAUUCUACACUCGUUCAAGUAUCAUCUGAAGAAGAUAGUGAAUUUUUAAAGAAAUCAACUGAUUCGGAAACUGAAACUGAAUCACAAACAACUAUUAAACUGGAUAAAAUGUCUAAAGCAAAUAUUGACAAAGAAUUAUUUGAAAAACGGGAAGGAUUAAAAGAUAGUUUUGGACUUCGUCCUAAAGAUUUUAAAUCAUCUGACCAAAAAGACGAUAAAAGCACAAAACGUGGCGAUGAUGACGAUGAUAAUGAUAAAAAAGGAGAUCAAGCUUUUUCAGUUAAAGUUAAAAAAAUAGAAAAACAAAUGACGGAAGAAUUACGAACUAAAGUGAGCGAGGAAGAGAUAAGUGAAGCAUUAGAGGAAAAAGAUGUAUCUGUUAGAGAAAGUAUAAAAGAGAUGAAGAUUGAAACGCAACAAUCAAUAGCAAGUAUGAAAUCUGAUGUUAGUAAACGUACUAAGACCGACUCAUUAGGAUCAGAUAUACAAGAUAUAAAAUCAUCUCAAGAAUCACCGAUUCCGUCAGUCAUAGACAAAGCCGACUCCUUAGCUGACUUACAGCAAAGUACAGAGAAGGACUUUAGUUUUAUUUCACAAACGGAAUCUAAGGUUUACUCAAAAGAUUCUAAGCAUCGAAGUGAUUCACUUGACGAAACAUCACAGUUUUCUGAUUUAGAAGAUCAGAUAGGUACUAGUCCAGCACACAGACCAACAUUAGAUAAAGAAUCAGCAGUUAUAAAGACAGUUACAACUGCAACAGUGGACAAAACAGAUUCAACAAAAGUGCAAACGUUAGAGUUUUUAAAAUACGAAAGUGAAUAUAGUGCACAAGUGGAUGGCUCAACGUAUAAUAUAAAAGAUCAAGGAAAGAUAUCACCGAAGGAUUCGCCUGUUAUUAGUGCAAAAGCACGUCAGUUUAUAGAGACGGUACCUGAAGAUGAUUCUGUGCAGGAAUGUUUCUUUUCAAAACGUAUAUAUUCAGACUCAUUGGAGGACUCCGAACACACUGACUCCAGACGACACUCGGAAGCCGAAUCUUUAAAAUCAGAUCAAUCAGAUGUAAAAUUAAAAGUAUCUUCAUCGGAUUUCGAUGAAAGAGCAGAGUACGAAGAAACAGCUGAUUCUGGUAGCGGUUUUGGUGAUGAGAAAUUUGAAGAAAGCGUCGGCUUUACUUCGAUGAAAAUAGAUUCAAAAGUGCUUGAUUCCGAAAAACAAGAUUCAGAAUCAGAUAAGGAAACUGAUGUCAUAUUUAAGAAAAUGGGACCAAAACGACACUCUAGGACUGAAUCCGUAUCUAUUUCUAAGUUAAGUGACUUGCAAGUUGACAUAGAAUCAUCGAAACCAAAACAAGAAUUUCAAAUGAUUGUAACUGAAGCUGAGGAAGUUGACAAAUCGUUUGAUAAAGAUGAAGUAUCAGAUAAAAUUUCAUCUGAAAGUAGCAGAGAGAUUGAAAUAUCUGAUCGAAAGUCAUCUGAAGGGAUUUCGGAUAAAAUUAGUUCAGAAGAUGCCGUGACAGACAAAAAAACAUCUUCUGAAGAAGAAGCUGCAAAAGAGGGUGAUCGAAUAUUAGAUCAAGAUAAAGAUGUAGAACCCAUAGUUAAAGAAACGAUUACAAAUAUAGAAAAAGUUGAUGUUCACGUUGAGAAAGUUCAAAUAUUAAAAGAUGAUACUAUUGAAAAGGUUGAUAUAGUAAAACGUCAGUCGGUAACGUCAGCAAGCUCAGGAUCAGGAGGUGAACUACGUCUAGAAGAGAAGCGACUAUCAGAUGCUCAUAGUUUAACUGAAUCUAGAGAUUACACAUUCGAAGAAUCAGAAGAUGAUAUUGGUACACAAGGAACCCAUGUCGAUAUUUCUAAAGAUAAAGUUGAAUCAAAAUAUGAAACAGAUUCUAAAACUAAAAUGUCGACAGGAAUAUCAGCUGAACAAGCUAAAAUUGCUAAGUUAACUCAUGGUGAUUCAUUAGAUGAUGUUGAAGGCUUUCCAGAAGAUCACGUCACUGAUUAUGUUCCUAAACUACCACAUAUUGCUGAAAUUGGAUCAUUAUCAGAUAAAAAUAUGAUGAGUGAAUUUUUAAAUAGAGAAAGAGAAGAACAAAUAAAACGCGAAACUAUUCCUGUAACUAAAAAGGAAUCAAUAAAGUUCUCUACAGAAAAUAUUGUGUUAGAUACAGAAAAGGAUGAGACGAUACCAGAAAUAUAUACAAAAGAAAUUGAGACACAUAUUUUAACUAAACAAUUUGAUUCUAAAGGCGUUACUGAAGCCACUAGUUUUAAGAAAUCGACAGUUUCAGUAGAAAAACAUACAGACGAAACAAAACAAGCAACAGUUAAAACUAGUAAAUUUGAUGUGUCUAAAAUUAGAACUGAUACUCUUGGUAAAUUUGAUGCUAGUGAUGUCGAAGAGUUAAAAGAUAAAAAGUUUGCUCCAAAAGAAUUGAAUUUAAAAGAAAGUACAGAAAUUACUAAAGAACAAGUUAAACCCGUAAUUGACGAUAUCUUACAGAAAGGAAGUAUUGCUGCAGCAUCUCGUAGUCCUAUUUUAGAUAAAGAUAUAAAAACUAUUACUAAAGAUAUAGUUGAAUCUGAGAAAAGAUCAUAUGAUGCUAAGGUGCCUCAUAAAGAAGAGAGAAGACAUUCAUGUAUUAGUCCUGCAAUUUCUCUUGAAAGAAUAGCAGAAUCUGAAGUAGAAACAGAAGAUGAAGUACCUAAAAUAGUGAGUAAUAUAAUAACAGAGACUAAGGCAACUGAAACAAAAUUAGAAAUGAAAAAAUCUGAUUCUGCUAUGAAGCAAAUGGCAGACAAUAUUGAGAUUAUUAUAAAGCAAGCAUCAGAGGAAGUAGAUGUAUCUCUAGAUGAACCAUUGAUUGAACCAUCUGAGCCUCAAAAUCAAGAUAUUGCAGGUCAAGUGUCUGUUGAUUCCAUUAUAGAAGAAGCUGUUACCACUGUCGAAGAAUAUUUAGAAUCUUCAAAAGAGGCAAAAGAAAGAGAAAUAGAGGCGAAGAAAGAAAUAGUUUUUGAAGAAACCAAAAAAUUUGUAAAGGAAAGGCCUGGAUUAAUAAAGUCUUUGUCUAGAGAUAGCGGAGAAAUAGUAAUAUUACCCAAAAAAAAGCAUCCACGUACAUUUUCAGUUCAAAGUUCACCGGAGGAAGUUGAAGAGCAGAUAUACACUGAUUCUGAAUCAGAUAUGGAUAAAGCAAAAGUUUUAGAAAUAAUUGAACCAAUUUCUGAUCUCGAUGGUAAAGCAGUGGAAACUAGUUUUGAUGCACGGAAGAUUCGAACAGACUCUCUGGAUGACGCUGAUGAUUUUCCAGAAAAAGAGAAUGAAGACUUUGGAGAUGAUGGAAAAUAUGUAGAAGAACUACCAGAAACUUUUGAUACAGUUAAAUUUGAAGAUAAGCCUCAUACUUCGGCUCAUAUUGAUGAUGAUAAAUCCUCAGAAAGACUCAUUAAAAAAACACAAUUUGUAGAUAGAAUAUUACAGUCAGAUUUAGUUUCAAAAUCUACUACAGAAUCUUCAGUAACAACAGUUAUAUCUUCGCUUACAAAAUCGUCAGAUGAAGAUCAAAUAUCAGUACUUGAAGAUGGAACAUCAGCUGAGUUUUCUAAAAUAAGUGGAGCAGAUCUCGUUAAAGAUCCUUCUAAGAUUUCUUUUGAUGCAAAAGAUGAUUCUAGAUUUGAUGAAGCAGAUGAUCGAGGAACUCCAGAUUUAUCAAAGAAAUCAAUAGACUUAACAAAAGAUUAUUCAAAAUCUUCCAUUGAUAGUAAAGAUACAUCUAGAGAUUUUGCUACGAAUGAGCUAUCCAAGGAUUCAACAGUUGAUUUAACGAAAGACUUUUCAAAGGCAUCUGUAGAAAGUGUGAAAGAAUAUUCAAAGUCCAUCGACGAGAAAACUUUCUCUGACGAUCAAUCCUUAUAUGAUGUUUCUAAGACAUUAGCAUCUGAUGUAUCUGAUGCUCCUCCUGUUAGUAGAGAAUAUAUAGAAGAAGAAAGAUCAAUAUCAAAAGUUUUUAAAAUAUCAUCAAGUUCUUCCCAAGGAACUUCUGUUAUGGCUGAAAGUAGUAAAUUACUUGACGAAGUGGAGGACAGAUCAUCAGAUAAAGUAAAGACUGAAUCAAUUGAUGUAGAAAAAGAUUUUAUUGGGGAAAUUGAUGAAAAAAUAGCAGAAUUAAAAUCUGAAUUCGAAAAAGAGGAAGAAAGCACAAAGUUAACUCUUGAACAAUAUGAUGAUAAAAGUCAAAAUGAAAAAUCUAAGGAUCACGGUGAAAAAGUCUCUGAUGAUAUUCCUGAUAAUGUAGAAUUACAUAGAAGAUGUUCUAAUCUUUUAGAAGAUAUUUCUCAAGGAGCAUUAAUUAGAAUAGAUUCCAGUCAUGUUACACAUGAUCUAGUAUCUAAAUUCUCGAAAACCCCACCUCCGUCGCCAGUUGAUCUAAUAGUUAAAGAUAAAUCUAAAGUGGAGGAAGGUACUGGUGAUAAGCAAACCGGGCUACAACUAAGAGGUUCCGAUUCUUCGUUCCUGGAUGCAAGCCGUCAGUCACCAAGGGCAUCGUCAGCUGGAGAUAGCCUUAUUAGCGAAACUGAAGCACAUCAGAGCGAUGUACUGAUGGAGGCAUCCAAGGUACUAAGUGAAGCUGCCAGACCAAAAUCUCCAGUUAAACAUCUAGCAGAUAAUUUGUCAUUUAUAAAUGUUGACCAACCGACAUUAACUAGUGGAGCUAUAGAAUUAGUUGACAGAACUAUUGAAAAAAGUAUUGAUGUAAUCGACCAAAUAAAAAAAGAACAACUUGCAGUCAAAAUGGAAGAAAUGCAAAAAUCCACUUCUUCAACUGAUACUUUUUUUGCUGAAUCUAGAAUUGAAACAUCGACUUCAUCUUCUUCAGUACAUAAAACGUUUGAAGGUUCGGAAUUGAAAUUUCAGUCAAUUGACCCUGAUGCAGUUAUGUCUGAUAUGGUUGCUAAGUUUAGCACACAAGACGACUAUAAUACCAUAUUAUCACAUAAAGAAACUGAAACUCGCAAAAUAUCUGGUCAAGAAUUUUUCUCGGAAACUAAGCAAGUAUCAUCUUCCGAUGAUGAUUCACUAAUUAUAAAAACUGAAACAAAACACGAAUUACGUGGUCAAGAACACGAAGUCAAAGAAAAAACAACAAUUCGCAGAGACGGUGAUCAAACUGAAACUUCUCAAAAGAAGAUAGAAAAAGCUCAUGAGGCUACAGCAAAACGAUCUGACUUGGAAACAAAAACAGUUUUCAAAAGUACAGAUGAUACAGAUAUCGUUAAAGUUGAACGAGAGUUUUCGGAACAAGGACUAUAUACAGGUCGACAAACUAAAUCUGAAGAAAAAAUGACUGCUCUCAAAGAUGAAACUAUUAAGAAAAGACACGAAGUUAAGAUUUCCGAAAGAGAUCUAUCGCAUGAACAAUGGGGUAAAGAGUAUUUUACUGAACCAGGAGAAUUAGAAAAUAUUGAAGAAGAUGAUGAUGCUAAAUCAAGAAUAGCAUUCGUUGAUUCAUCUCUUAAAAUAAUAGAGAAAGAUGAAGUUGUAUCUAGUACUGAGGUUUCAGAAAAGGGUAGAAUAAUUAGUUCAAAGAUUGAACAUCAUAAAGAAGAGUCAGUUAUUGAAAGUAAAGAGCAUGAUGAUCUUAGUUCAGAUGCUUCGCAUGCUCCAAGUUUUAGAAGUGAAACAGCUGAAAGAUGUGGUUCUUCUGAGGCAAGUCCAAAAAGUAAAUCAAAAUCUUUCAAAAAAGAUAAUGAAGUAUAUGAAGUAGAUUUUAUUAAAGAAAUUAAGGUAUCCACAUCGCCGGUUAAAAGUACGUUUAGCCGUACUGGAAGUCAAGACACCCAUUCUGAAUCAGAAGUUGUUCCAGAGUUACCUCACGAUGAUAAAAUUAGUGACGUAUUAAAAAAAGAAAAGGCUACAAAGUCACCUAUUAAAUUACCUCAACACCAAAUUGAAGAUCAGGUUUGGGAGGUAUCUUUUCAAAAGGCAGAUUCAUUUGAAAUGGCUGAUGAUAUACCAAAAUCAUUUAAGCCUGCUGUUACUACUCUAGAAACAUCAACAGUAACAAAAUGUUCUGAUAGUGAUACUACUUUAGAACUAAGAAAGGUUGUUGAAACUAAAACUGAAGUUUUUACUAAGCCUGCUAAAACGGAUAUGUCACCUAACACUUUUGAGAUAACUGAUGAUUUGAGUACUAUAUCUAAAGAUAUAAUGAUAAAAUCUGGUGAGAGCAUUGAUACAGAGUAUAUGAUUAAAUCUUUAGAGUCUCAUGAAGGUGAAGUAUUGCAAAAGUCUAUUGAUUCAACAGUUAGUGCUGAAACAUUACAUGCAUCAGAGUUCUCUACAGAAGCUGAUUCUGCUUAUUUAACAGGAACGGAUCAUAGGAGAGAAGAACUAAAACUGGUGAAAGAAAAGAGUCUUGAAGACAUUUGUAGUAGUGGUUAUGACACUGAUCUUUCCUCUGCCGAGUUUCAUGCAACGAAACUUGAGUCAGAACGGGUGGAUUUUGAUUCAUUAAUGUCUGCUCAGCCACUCGCUGACUUAUCAGUUUUGGAAAAAACCAUAGAUGAAGUCAAGCAGUCUCUUGAAGCAGCACAAGUAGAAAUUAUUAGCGAAAAAAGUGAUGGUAGUAGUAAAUACAAGCAGUCACCUUCGGAAUUCCAAUUUAAACUUUUAAUUAGUCCAGACAGACCAGAGGUUAUAACUGAAGAACCACAACAUGCAGAUGACCAGACCGUAACAAAAUCUGUAAAAGAACAAAUAACUUUAGAUAGUCAACAAUCAGAAAGUAUUUCACAUAAAGUAAGUUCCCAGGAGGAAACAACUUCUGAUGACGAAAGAGAUACAGUUAAUAUAAAAGAAUCUAGUCCACCUUUAGAUGGAGAUAUAUCAAUAAGGUCAGAUAGUGGUCCACAUUCUAUUUUGGAAACAGAAAGUGAAAUUGGUCUUUCCGAUCGAGACGGAUCUUCUAAAGGUAGUCCAGAAGUUAAAUUAAGAGUUCAAAAACAUAUAAAAUCUAAAUUAGGAAUUGUAGAAAGACGAUCUGCGUCGGAAGUAGAAGGAUGGUCUAGUUCUGGUGAAAGUCAUUAUCAUAGCUUUGAGCAAUCUGAAAGUAGGCCUUUAUCUUCAGAUGUAGACGUUAUGAUGACAGCUCAAAGCGGAACAGAGUUCGAAUCUGCUUUGACAAGCCAUGAUAUUUCAUCGCAUUCUUUAAGAACAUCUAAGGAUUAUUAUACAGCAGCAAGUUCUCUCGCUUCAAGAGACAGUAUGAAAAGUCUUGACUCAGAUGGAUCUAGCCACGUAGCUAGUAUUGAUAUUUCUGAUGCGUCUGAAACUCUUGUGCCUUCCGCAAAUGAAUUAAAAGAAGAAUUAAUGGAAAGCACUACGUACAUAGAACAGUUCUUACACGAAACUGAAAAAGAUCAAGCCACAAAAGUUAAAGAUAUAAGUGAGGAUGAAGCAUCUGGUGAUGAAGAUGGGAGUAAAACAAAUCUAACUGAAUCUGUUAGUAAAAUGAAAAGAUCUCAUGAAAUGCGUUUCCAACCGAAAGAAAUGAUUCCAGAACAUUUUCCUAUUGAAAGUGCUCCUGAAAGUAUAGAAAUAGAUGAGCAUUCAUCUAAAGAAAAAGAAACUUCAGAUACAAUAUCUAGUUCUCAAUUAAAAACUGAUAUGUUAUCAUCAUCCAUUUCAAAACUCGAUGUAUCUUCAUCACGAUCAUCUGCACAUACAGAUUCAACAGAAAUAAAAGAAGACAUAACAAAAUCUUCAAUACAUGAUCAACAAGCUUUACCUUUUGAGGUUACUAAAGUAGAUAAACCAAAAAGAGAGUUUGUUGAUGUCGAGAGUGAAAUUAUUCCCGUUGGUUCUUCUGAAUAUGAUGAAAUAGUGCAAUUUGGUAGCAUUGCCACUGAUACUAAAAAACCUUCUAGUCAGGAAACUACCUUUGUAAAAUCAACAGUACAAUUAGAUGAAAGUACACCUGAAAAAGAGGUUACUGAAACUAAAGAAGAAUGCGUGAAAAAGGUUGUGAAAGAGGUGAGUGUUGUUCCUUUUCCAAUUACGGAAAAAAUACCCACCCAAAGAGAAUUUGUUGAUGUAGAAUCUGAAAUAAUACCAAUUGGUUCAGCACAGUAUGAAGAAAUAUUAAAAUCCAAAAGUGAUUCGUCAGUACCUAAGACUAAAGUGGAAAAGUCUGUUGUAAAAACGCCUGAUAGUCAACUAGAAAGUAAACAAAGUUCUACAUCAAGCUUAAAAACGCAUGACCAUUUGUCAACUCCACAAACUCCAUUAUCUGCACCAAGCCAAAGUUCAUUAUCAACAGACAAUGGUCGAGAGUACGUUUUGGAUGAUAUGUAUGAUAUAUCUGAAACACCAGAACUUAAAUCUGAAUUAAUCACAGAAAGCAGUAGAUCGGAUCUUGUUGUAACAACAGAAGAAAAAAUCACACAUGCUUAUGAAAAAGAACAAGAAUCACCAACUAGUGAUGAAUUUGAAAUAUUAGACAAACCAAAUGAAAUGGAUGAUUUCGUUGUUAUAGAGGAAGUUGCUAAAGAAGCACAAGAAACUGAUACUGAAGGUAAAAGUGUACAAAUAAAAACUCAAAAGUAUGUGAAACGUCACGACACGGAAGUGGAAGAAUACUUAUCGAAAACUUCUAAAAAACAAGAAAGUACUAGUAGUACUUCUGGAUCUUUGUCAGAUGAAGAAUUGCUUCAAUAUGAGUUAGAACAAAAAAGAUUACAGGCUCAAGAGCUAGCUGAAAUUGAAGCUGGAAAACGUUGGAUACAAAUGCAGUUUGAAGGAGAUCCUAGGUACGACUAUGAAAGAGUUCCAUUAGAAGAUAUAAAAGAAGAAGAAAUGACUGAUUUUGAUGCUAGCCGAAUUGGUAGUUUGAGUUCUCAAAAAGAAUCAAUAGGAAGCUAUGGGAGUUUUAGAAAUUCAUAUGGAAGUCUCUCUGAAUCCGAAAUGGCUUCACGUAUAAGAUUUCGUGUUAGAGGUGAAAAUGAUGACAUUUCCAUUAGUUCAUUACAAGAAUUUGAAAAUCUAGAAAAGGCAUUAAUGGAACAAUAUCAACAACAUUCUUCAUCUUCACAAGAUUCAUUAAAUGGAUCAUUACCUAGAAGAUAUAUACUGAGUAAAAGUCAAGGUGACGAUAUCUCAGUAUCAAGUUUAAAAGAAUUUGAAGGUCUCGAAUCAGCUUGUCUUGAAGCACUCAAAGCAGAAAUACUUGCAAAGCAAAAAGAGGCUCUUCUGCUUGCAGACCCCAAAGAAGUUAGUAGUUCUUUCUUGGAAAGAGAAAAACGUUCAUACAGUGGAAGUUCUGAAAGUAGCCCUCCUCAGAAAGGAGGCAGUCCUAGCCAAAAGACUGGAAGUCCAUCACAAAAAAGUGGCAGUCCUUCACAAAAGACAGGGAGUUAUGGCAGUCCAUCACAAAAAAUGUUAACGGAUUCAGCAGCCAUAAGAAAGCUUAUUGACCAGCAAAUGGCUGUAGAACAGAAAUUACAGGAAGUAACACCAAAAGUUGUUACUGUUAAAAAGUAUGAUGAUAGAGGUGCAUUUUUUGUACCCGAACCUGAAAUACAACAGGAGUCAUCUGAAUCAAAACCUGCCGAAGUAGUAGAAGAAUGCACAAAAUCAUCAUCUUUUGUUUGUGCUGCAGCGCCUAGCGAUGGUUCAGCAGAAUCUAUACCAGGCGAUUGCGAAGAAAUGAUGAAAAUAUUGGAUCAAGAAGAAAAGUCAAAAAAAUCUAAUGCAGUUACUAGGACAUUUACAGAUGGAGGUGUUAUAGAAGUAGUUAGGACAACAACUGUUAUUCAACAAAAAUUUGUGGAUGGAAAAAAAGUAUCUGAAACUGUAACUAGUACAGAUGGAGAUAGUGCCGUGGAUAUACCAGCGAGACCCAAGCCUUUCGACGAAGGCUCUAUGUCUUAUGGUUCUGAAAUGUCUUCUUCAAUGGUAUCUCAGUCAUCAGAAAUGGAUAGUCUGAUGACUGUUAUGGAAAGACAUACCUCAGAAGGAGAAGUAGUGACAGUUACAAAACAAACAAUAAUAAUGUCUUCUGAUAAACCUGAAGAUUUAGAAUUUUCUAGAGAAGCGAGUGCUAUCCGUGAGCUAUCACCUUCUUCCGGGAGGUCGAUAGCUCAUAGUGUUAUUUCUUUUUCUGGUAAACAAUUCACAGAUCCUGCAAGUGGUUCGUGGAGUGGCCAAGAUGAAGAAUUGAGUUCUUCUGGAAGUUUCAGUAGAGCACGAGCCGAUUUAAUGUUGGGUAGUACCGACAGCUUAGAAGCCACAAGCUCAAACGCCACCAGAGCGACUUACAACUAUGAAGUUGAUACCCCGAUGACUGGAUCUCUUACAUCUGGAGCGGUACGCCCUCCAGGGUCGAACACGAUGGUGUCCUCCCUGGACACCUUGGAUCCAGUGACUACAGUCCAGAUGGAGAGCCUGGAACACCAGUCGACGAGUGAACACUAUUCUCAUGAAUAUGAGGUUCACGAACCCGAUUCAGACACUGAGAGAUUGGAACUUGACGGUCGCGUCCCUCGAGCCAAGGAGAGAACUAUAAUGUUUGACAGCACUGAUACACUUAGUGCUGUCAGCGGUGACAACUCUGUCAAAGAAGCCACUGUAGAAACUCCCGCGCCUACUUUCUACAUCGGAGAAACACCAAUUCUUCGAGGAGAGCGAAGGGACGAAGAAGAAGAAGACGUCCAACCAACCCUUUCAGGGAGCUGUCCGGCGUCGCUACCAACAACGCAGUCAUCGCCACCUAUUCCAGCACAAAGAAGCUGCUAUUGUUUAAGUCACUCUCAAGAAAAGCUCAGCAAAUAGAUCUCUCACAAUGAUCGCGAAAUCUCCACCAUCCAGUUUAGAAGAAACUACAAAGAAAUAGACGUUUAAUAAUUCUGCAUAAGAAUAUCUUUCUUCUUCAGUUCUUUAUUAGCAAAUCUCUUUUUUAUUUAGAAUAAUUCUUACUCAUACAGCUAUCCUAGGCUUUGGCAAGUGCACUGUUGGCUACUUGACGAAAACUAAAAUUGACAAAUUAAGGCAUUUGUAUAAGUAUAGUGUCACUAACUCAAUACCUACUUCAUUAAUUAAACAAUGUAGAGAAAUAUCAAUGUGUACUGUUAAGACAUCUAUUGUGAUAGUUUAAAUCGAGGUCGGUACAUAUUGUACUACUUGCAUUGAAGUCCUAAUUCAUUAAUAUUAACUCUCACAUUUUUACCAGUGAUAGAGUGUUCAUUGGUCUAUAUGACAAACUUCCAACACGGAAUGUUUGACGUUUUGUAGUUAUUCAUUUGUUGGAUAUUUGCCAUAUACGCCAAGUUUUGGAUAAUAUUUUGGUACUCACUUUUGUAUUGGAGUCGGGUUUUUGUACGACGUUGGUCCAUGUAACUUCGACCUAUCCUUUAGAUAGUGCUUAGCUUUUAGACUUGAAGUUAUGCUUAUUCAAUAUAAAGUUAACACUGUAGGACUAUUAACUAUUUUAUAAGAAUUAGGUAAGUAGACACAUUUCUGAUCAAUUUUGAUAUUGGACCUUUGAUGGGGGAUUGAUAAUAAACUUUUUGAUUCUGUCCUGCUCAUAUCUGAAAUAAUUAACAGCGAUGUUUGUCUGGAACAUUGCAAUCGGUUUUGAUUCAUGCACAAUUCUUACGUAAGUAGCUAGGUAGGGAUACAAAAUGUAGGGUAAGCUUCUACGGUCGCCUGAUGAGUUACUCUGAUGAGAUCUCAAUUACAUUAAUUAAGCCUUAGACAUAUUUGUUAAUACAUUUUGUUUAGUUAUGCCAGUUUGUAUAUAUACGUAGCUUUAUACAAUUAAGACAGUUGAUAGUGUAUUUUUGUAAUUCUAGUUUUUUUUUUAAUUCAACUGAAAGUAUCACUCAGUUAUUGAAUAUUUUCGUCCAUUUCAUUUAAGUUGCAAAAUAUUUUAUUUGCAAAAUAAUUGCUAAAUAAUUUUCUUUCCUAUUUCACUAACUUGUGUAUUCUUAUAAUUUAUGUAAUAAUUUUACCUUUGAGCAUAUUUAUUCUUCAUUUGAUAGUUACGUUACUGACAUAUGACUAUUGACCGUAGAUAAAUUUAACCAAAUUAUAAAAUUUGGCCUGGGCUUGCUCACUUCCAAACAUUUGUAUGUUCCAAAGUUAAUAAUCAUGGAGUUAUUGUAUGAUGACAAAUAAUUAACCUUGAUUUUAGACUUGGAGAGGGUAUUAGGAAAAUUCGAUAAACUUCUAUGUUAUCUGAAUUAAUAAGAUCUGGGGUUGAAUCGAAAUCGCUUAAUGUUAUAUUUGGUAUGUAAAUUGAUCUAGACACAAAAGACUAUUUUAACAGUAUUUAAAAUAUUGUUAAUUACAAAAAACGACAAUAUAAAUAUGAAAAUAACUUACAAGUAUAAUACUAACUUGGUAGAUUAAAAAAUAAAAAUGUUUCUCAAAGCGCAUGGACUUUUGACUUUAUCAAAUGCUUUAUACAAAUCAAGUGAAUUCGAUACAAUUCCAGCAAACGGUUUGAGACUGAAGGCGGUAAUAAGAUGGUAUGCUUAGCUAAACCACUAAUUGACGCAGCUGGUUUGCUGUAUCAUUUCAGCGUACCCCCUACCAGUUAAUUGGGGGAUGGGCUUGUAACCAAUCUUGCUAAUAUAAUAAAAUUGAACUGGACGUCGUCUGUAAACGGGAGAUAUUUAAGAAAAAAUUGUUUGAGAAGUCUUAAUAAAACCAAUUGACAUUUUUUAAAUUAUGUUUGUGAUAGUCUGUAUGUUUGUUCCGGCAUCACGCAACAACUACUGUGUCAAAUUGGAUGCAGUUUUUACAAUUAUACUUUUGAAGGUCUAACUUAAAAUCAGGUGUAUGUUUUAUCUUGACACACCAUCUAGAAAUGGUUCAUUGGUUUUCCAGAUUUGAAAUCCACGCGUACGAAGAAGCGGGCAAAAAGAUAGUUUACAAAUAUAAUAUAGUUGAUAUUACGUUCAUUUGAAUCUGUGUGCUUGAGAGUCUCGUGUUAUAUAUUGCUAGUGUCGGUCGCAACGCCCCGUAUUAAGUUUCUAAAGCUGUUUAUUUGCGAUGUUCAAAUUGUUUCACGUUGUAUUUAUAAUGCUGGAUAUUCUAUCAACUAAACUAAAUAUUAUUGAAUAUUAUUAAUAAAAACGCUAUGUCUCAUAUU
Galleria mellonella (greater wax moth) is the source of this 19352-nucleotide messenger RNA. RefSeq names its product ankyrin-1. Lineage: Eukaryota; Metazoa; Arthropoda; Insecta; Lepidoptera; Pyralidae. The transcript is spliced from 54 exons. The record is from RefSeq and is a predicted model, not a curated record. Gene Ontology annotation, biological process: signal transduction. Gene Ontology annotation, molecular function: protein binding. Bases 497 to 17029 code for a protein of 5510 amino acids.